UUAAAAUUGGAGUCCUUUGUUAUGGAAAUGAUAGAAAGAUGGAGUGAUGAAAAAGGUGAGAAAAUAGCUAUGGGCAUCUGUUUGCAUCUGAAGUAUUUCAAAAUCAGAAGUACAUCUUUUAUUCUUGAUAUGACUGUUAUUAAAGAUGAAUGAAUCUAACAUCAAUAUUUAUUUUUCAUUUCCAGUCCUUAAGGGCAUUUACCAUUCACAAAACAGUACACCCAGUGUUGCUGUUCUAGUUCCAAAGCAGGAACAAAAAGACAAUGUAUUUGUACAGGCAGUUUCCACAAAUGGCUGCUGUACAUUUUUUGGAAAAGAUGACUGUGUACUUCAAGCUGUGGAGGGCAUCUAUCACCUGAGAAAACUUACACCCAGCAGCGGUGUUCUAGUCCCAGAGCGGGUACAGAGAGAGGCUGUGUUUGUGCAGACAGAUUCUACCUUUGGCUGUCGAACAUUUUGGGAAAAGGAAAGCAGUAUUGAUCAAGGAUUUGUAGAAAUCCCUCUUGAUGAUGAAAAAUUAGCUCCGACUACAGAGGGAAAAGUGUCCAAGCCCCAAAGGAAAGCUAUACUAAGUAGGAUGAAGAAAAUAAAAUAUUGGAUACUCACAAAGCUGAGACAGUUAAUCCGUUACUAA
Molecule: messenger RNA, 634 nt
Organism: Lingula anatina
Lineage: Eukaryota; Metazoa; Brachiopoda; Lingulata; Lingulida; Lingulidae
Source: RefSeq, a predicted model, not a curated record